Molecule: messenger RNA, 2081 nt
Organism: Limulus polyphemus (Atlantic horseshoe crab)
Lineage: Eukaryota; Metazoa; Arthropoda; Merostomata; Xiphosura; Limulidae
Product: sodium-dependent nutrient amino acid transporter 1-like
Exons: 14
Coding region: 186-1910 (574 amino acids)
Biological process (GO): sodium ion transmembrane transport
Cellular component (GO): membrane
Molecular function (GO): L-amino acid transmembrane transporter activity
Source: RefSeq, a predicted model, not a curated record
GCGCACAAUACCAGCAGCUACUACUUGAAUGAGUUCUACCCUACCCUCAGAGGUCCAAGUCAUCGUGCUUUAUAUUACCUUUAUGUGUACCUUUAAAGCUUAGAAUUCCGAAAAAAAAUAUUCUCAAAUAGUGUUUAAAAUAAUAAUAUUCAAAAACUUUCUCAGAUUAACGGCUAAACAGAAAAAUGGAAACGGUUUCCAGUAAACUGGAGAAAGGUGUAAAACCGCCAGAACAAGAAAACGGGAAGCAUAGAGGUAACUGGUCCAAAGGAGCUGAGUUUCUUUUAUCCUGUAUCUCCAUAUCAGUAGGAUUAGGAAACGUUUGGAGGUUUCCAAGUUUAGCUUACGACAAUGGUGGAGGUGCGUUUCUUAUACCCUACUUCAUCGUGUUGUUCUUGAUAGGAAAACCCAUUUACUACUUCGAGUUAUGCAUUGGUCAGUUUUCUGGCCGCAGCAUGGUCAAGGUGUGGGGUUGUGUGCCAGCACUCAGAGGUAUAGGGAUUGGCCAGAUGCUCACAGGGUUUUACUUCGCCGUCUUCUACACCUACAUCAUGAGUCUGACUUUGUUUUAUAUAGUCUCCUCCAUGCAGGCUCAGCUACCCUGGACACAGUGUGACGUCACUUGGGCAGACGAUACGUGCUAUGACCACAAACUGAAUUUAACGAACGAAACAACGAAUCUUCUAAAUCGAUCUUCUUCAGCAGAACAGUUCUUUUAUAAGUAUGUGUUGAAGGACGCUGGCGGUUUGGAGGGAAUGUCUUCCGUAGAUUGGAGGCUAGUCCUGUCACUAUUUGCAGCCUGGGCGAUUAUUUUCCUGAGUCUGGUUAAAGGUAUCCAGUCUUUAGGAAAGGUAGUUUACGUCACUGCUAGUUAUCCUUACCUGGUCUUGAUAUCAUUGUUAAUCGUCGCUGUAACAAGAGAGGGCGCUGUUGAAGGUAUAAUUUUCUUCUUUAAACCCAAGUGGAACCGCUUAUUGGAUAUAAAGAGAAUCCGGCAUGUUUCAGAAGUAACAACAGAAAAGGUGAAAUACUGCCGGGAUGCCUUGAUCAUCAGCUUGGCGGACACACUGACCAGUGUCCUGGCAGGGUCAGUAGUGUUUGCCGUGUUAGGGACUUUGGCUUAUGACUUGAAGAGAGAUAUCAGUACAGUCGUUAGUCAUUCAGGCCUCGGUCUAGCAUUCGUGGCCUAUCCAGAAGCCUUAGGGAGAAUCCCGGUCGUACCGCAACUGUGGUCGGUUUUGUUUUUUGUGAUGCUGUUUCUUCUGGGAUUAGGCACAGUGAUGGGGUUUGUAGAAAGUAUCCUGACUGUGAUAAAAGACGAGAUGCCAAAGUUACAUCAAAAGAAAGCAGUGCUUGCUUUCGGCCUGUGCCUGUUGUGUUUCCUAGGCGGUCUUCCCCUCACCACAAAUGCUGGCCUCUAUGUUAUGUAUCAUUUGAACAACUAUUACGUAACUUACUGCUUAUUGUUGAACCAACAAUACUAUUUUCACAUUUUAGGCUGGCCUCUAUGUUAUUUAUCACUUGAACAACAAUUACGUAACUUACUGCUUAUUGUUAUCUAUAUCUAUGGCAACGUUAUGCUGGGUAUUAAUCUUCGAAAGAGCGACAAUGGGAUCCCUCCUUGGGGAGAGGCUCUUGGAUGGGGAUUGGCUGCUGUAGCUUGGGUUCAGAUCCCCGUGUGGAUGGUGAUCGUUGUGAACAGAUUUCCAGGCGAAACCAUAAAAACGAAGUUCCUCUUGGCUCUUCAGUCUAAGAAAGAAUGGGGACCCAAGAACUUGCUUGAUAAAUUGGCGUGGAAACAAUGGCACAAAAACAAGACAGGGUCGGACAAUUUAGCGUUUUAUUGUAAUCCCAAGUUUAGCGAUAAAAUUGACGACGAAAGAAGCGAGGAAAUUGAUAUGCAAACCUAAAACAUCGUAUACCAAUCAACAAAUAGUUGUUUUUUGUGAUGUAUUUAUUAAUACUUGCAAUAAUGUUAUCUGUUACUAAGAGCAUAUUUAACCAUGUAUUUUAAAACUUAUACUACCAUCAGAGACCUUUUAGUAAAUAAAAAAUAUCCAUAAAUUUUACCCUCUGGUAAA